Molecule: messenger RNA, 2037 nt
Organism: Uranotaenia lowii
Lineage: Eukaryota; Metazoa; Arthropoda; Insecta; Diptera; Culicidae
Gene: speck
Product: arylalkylamine N-acetyltransferase 1
Exons: 4
Coding region: 848-1579 (243 amino acids)
Molecular function (GO): N-acetyltransferase activity
Source: RefSeq, a predicted model, not a curated record
UGGGUGCAAAACAACAAUCGGUAAACCGGGAACACACACCCCCAUUGUUGUACUAACUUGAGAAUCGUGUGACACUACAUGGCAAGGGCAUAGGUUCAGGAAGGAAGAAAGCGCGGAGGAUGAGUCCCCCCGGGGAAAAGUCGGAGGGAAAGGAUAUCUACCUUGAAGGUGGCGAUAGCUUGUACAGAUUUCGUCUACCUUAGCUAGCGCACAGGUGUGAGUGGAGAAAAAUAAAAGCUAAACGAUACAAGUGAUAAGGAAGAUAGUAGAUUUCUUCGUGUAGCAUUUUCUUUUUGUGUAUACAUUGCCAACCGACGACAGAAGCCAGAGUCGACGAAUAACCUUUUCCGAAGCGAAAAUCUCUGAUACGAUUUGCCAACCAAACCAGUAGAUCCUCGACUGUCUUCCAAUCCGUACGUUAUUCCCAGUUGAUGUACCGCGGUCUCGGUUGAAGGAUGCACUAACGGAUGCUGGGCACAAAGUGUAUUUGAAGCAUAGUAAAGAAUCUGUUUCCCGCGCUUUUGGAAAGAAAGAUAAGAUAAGAUUCGCAUUGAGUGUCAAGGUUCGAAAAUUUAAAAAUAAUUACCUAGGUACAUACUAUAUCGCGAUAAUUUCGGAUUCGCUGAUGGUGUGAGGAAGUGGCGUUACAUUGUUUUAUAAAGUGGCCAAUAAUCAUUAAUCACUAGGCUGGUGGUGGCGCUAGAGAGUUUGAUAUAUUCCAAUACGUUAUUCACCAGACAGCAAACCGCAGGGAGAUUAAAAACAGUUAACGGUAGAUUAGCGAAAAACAUCUCAUCGCUGAACGCUUUCGGGUUUACUCCCGCCGCUUGGUUGUAAGACUUCGAGGAUGUCAACGGCCAGCAGUGGCGCUGCGGGCAUUGGCGGAACAGUCAAGGCGGCCCCCGCAGAACCCACUCCACACCCCGAUGAGAUUGACACGAACAUUUCGAUUGAGUUAAUUACGGAGGACGAUUCAGAGGAAGUUCUGAAGUUACUGAAAAAGUUCUUUUUCAAGGAUGAGCCAUUAAAUACUUUCGUCCAGUUGGGUGAAUGCAAGGAGCUAGAAAAAUAUGCCACCAAAAGUAUUUCCGAGCACUGUUCGUACAAAGCAGUUAAUGGACGUGGUGAGAUAGUCGGUGUCAACAUGAAUGGAUUGAUAAGCAAACCUAAAGAGACUGAUGAUCCACCAGCAAAACUAGCUGAUGGGUGUGAACAUCCAAAGUUCAAAAAGAUCAUGGCUUUGAUGGAUUACGUCGAUGAGAACUUUGACAUUUUUGCUCUCUAUCCCGACGUGGAUCAGUUAUUGGAUAUCAAAAUUAUGUCCGUAGAUUCUCGCUACCGCGGUUUAGGAAUUGCGGGUAAACUGACUGAUCGUACUAUGCAGUAUGUUCGUGACAACAACAUCAAAUUGGUGCAUGUCCUCUGCUCAAGUCACUUUUCUGCGCGGGUCAUGGAAAAGAUGGACUUCAAGCAAGUGUACCAGCUGAUGUAUUGCGAUUAUCUGGUCAAUGGUGAACAAGUCCUGCAACCGGAAAAACCCCAUACUGGUGUUCGAAUUUUGGUUAAAGAGAUCAACUAAGUCAUUGAGUGUUCCGAAUGUGUCAACGUUUACUUCCGUUAGUAGAAUUUUUGUCGCAAUAUUGCACUAAUCGAUCUAUAAAACUUUUCGUUUGAAAACCUUUCCUAAAAGUGCACAAAGGCUAGCCGUUAGAAGAAGUUGCUAAACGCGUUCAUAUCCGUACUAUUUUGCACGUAUGUUACAGACAUUCAUUUGUACAUUAGCGUUCAAAAAUUGUCAAUUAAGGACAGAUCAUACAAAUAUAAAGCUGGAAUUUUUUUAUUUAUUUUAAAUAUAUUGCAGUUUGUUGUGAUAAUGCCUACAGCUCGGAAGAGUGGAGCAAUAGUUUUGCAUUUUAAACGAGUGAUACUGUGUAUAUUGAUAAUAUGUCUGACGAUAUUAUGUGAUGUACGAAGUAUAUUCAAAGAAUAUAAUUUGUCGCUGUGAGCACAAACAAUAAAUGUUCUUGUAAAGUUCAA